Molecule: messenger RNA, 360 nt
Organism: Acanthisitta chloris (rifleman)
Lineage: Eukaryota; Metazoa; Chordata; Aves; Passeriformes; Acanthisittidae
Gene: UBE2C
Product: ubiquitin-conjugating enzyme E2C
Source: RefSeq, a predicted model, not a curated record
GAGUCCGACAACCUCUUCAAGUGGAUCGGGACCAUUGACGGCGCCGCCGGCACGCCCUACGAGGAGCUGCGGUACAAGCUGUCGCUGGAGUUCCCUAGCGGCUACCCCCACCGGGCGACCCCCUGCUACCACCCCAACGUCGACACCCAGGGCAACAUCUGCCUCGACAUCCUCAAGGAAAAAUGGUCAGCGCUCUACGACGUGCGCACUAUCCUGCUCUCUGUACAGAGCCUGCUGGCAGAGCCGAACAUUGAUAGCCCCCUGAACACGCACGCCGCUGAGCUCUGGAAGAACCAAGUCGCCUACAAGAAGUACGUGCGGGAGACGUACACCAAGCAGGCCAAGAGCCAGGAGACCUGA